UUGAAGAUUACCAAAACAAACUUUUAUUUUCCCAGAAGCUUAACUUGCACAGGUUAAAUAAUAUAUAAGAAUGCGUGCUAGUAAAAUAAACAUCGCAAAUUUUGAUUUGACUGAGCCUUUAAUCGCUGAGCAUAGCUGAGAAUUAACAGCCUCUCUGACGCAUGUGUAGUGCGCGUGUCCAGUUAAAACGAGCGCAAGGACGCGCGUCCCGCGAGUAAACGCGCCUCAAACGCGUCGAUAUCCUCAACGGUGUCGGUACGUCCUCUUCGUGCCCGUCACCAUGACUACAGCCCCGGCCGUUGGCGCGCGCGGGUAGACCGGAGCGGGGCUGCGGAGGAGAAACAGCGGCGCCAUCGCUCCGCGCUUCCCCAUGUCUCCUGCCUUCAUCUUCUGCUGGACGCCUGGAUCUCUGUCGGGAAUCAUCAUGGUGCAUCACUCCGGGUCCAUACAGUCCUUCAAGCAGCAGAAGGGAAUGCACACCAGCAUCAGUGAGAUCUUGAAGGAGAAAACGCUCAAGUCGUCUCGCCGCAGUUUGCCGUGUUUGGCUCAGAGUCAAACGCAUCCUGAAAACCUCAACCACUUCCUGUCUGUGCCUCUGAGUCCUGGACCCAAAUCAUACACACACAGCAGCAGCGUCAGUGCCUCCUGCACACACAUCACACCUCCGGCCACAGACACAGGUCAGGAUGUCUACACUGAAGAGAGGGAGACGGGGGGGUUUGAGCCGAAAACAGAUGAAACUCUCCUCGUCCAGCAGAAGCCAGUGAGCAGAGGGAAACUAGAGGCCCGAACUGACUCCGUAAAGGGGAAAAAUCUAGAAACCCCCUCGGGUCUGAUGUUCAGAGAUGGAAAAAAGCGUAUCGACUAUAUCCUGGUGUAUAAGAAGUCGAGUCCGCAGGUGGAGAAGAGAUGCACGUUUGAGAGGAACCUGCGGGCUGAAGGACUAAUGCUGGAGAAGGAGCCCUCAUUAACCAACAGUGAUAUCAUGUUUGUGAAGAUUCAUGCGCCGUGGGACACGCUGUGUAAAUACGCCGAGCAGAUGAACAUCAGGAUGCCCUUUAGGAAAAAGUGUUACUUCACUGACUGGAAGAAGAAAGCUAUGGGCAGUCGAUUUCAGCUGAGGUUUCGCCAGCUGAAGAGUUGGCUGCCCAGGAACCCGAUGAAGCUGGAUAAAGAGGCUCUUCCAGACCUGGUGGAGACGGACUGUUAUACGGCACCCUUCUGCAGAGCCAGAAUGCACCAUUUCACCAUCAACAACAGAGAGACGUUUUUCUCCAACUCCACCAGAAGCAGAAUCGUUCAUCAUGUGCUUCAGCGGACAAAGUACGAGGACGGAAAGUCAAAGAUGGCUCCUCCGUUGUGUUGUCUGAAUCUGCUUUAUUAUUAUGGCCAGCACGAGCGGCUCCUCAUAGGCCAGUCAGGCAGCUCGUGGGAAGGUAUUAAUCGUCUGCUGGGCAACAGCACGUAUGAAGCCGCGUUUCCUCCACACGAGGGCUGUUACAAAAGCAGACACCCGAUUAAAACCCACGGCGCUCAGAACCACAGACACCUUCUGUACGAGAGAUGGGCACGCUGGGGGAUCUGGUACAAAUACCAGCCGCUCGACCUCAUACGACGGUAUUUCGGAGAGAAGAUCGGUCUGUAUUUCGCCUGGUUGGGCUGGUAUACGGGAAUGCUAAUCCCUGCUGCUUUAGUCGGCCUUUUCGUCUUCCUAUAUGGGCUUUUCACCAUGGACUCCAGCCAAGUAAGUAAGGAGAUCUGUGAGGCGAACACCACCGUCAUGUGCCCCAUGUGUGAAGGCAACUGCAGCUCAUGGACACUCAGCGACAGCUGCGUUUAUGCAAAGGUGACCCAUCUUUUUGAUAACGGAGGCACAGUUUUCUUCGCAAUCUUCAUGGCAAUAUGGGCCACGGUUUUCCUUGAGUUCUGGAAGAGGAGGAGAGCUGAACUGACCUACGACUGGGAUUUGAUCGACUGGGAGGAGGAAGAGUGUAAACCCUGUGUCAUGGUGUGCUCUGAGGAGCUGCGGCCCCAGUUUGAAGCCAAAUACUCGCGGAAGGAGAGGGUAAACCCCAUCUCAGGGAAACCAGAGCCUUUCCAGCCCCUCACAGACAAGCUCAGCCGACUCAUGGUGUCUGUCUCCGGCAUCUUCUUCAUGAUCUCUCUGGUUCUGACGGCUGUGUUUGCUGUGGUGGUUUUCCGGCUCAUUGCUAUGGAGAAGUUUGUCUCCUUCCAGUGGGAGUUUGUGAAGAAAAACUGGCAGUUCGCAACUUCAGGCACCGGAGUCUGCAUCAACUUCAUGAUCAUCAUGUCCCUCAAUGUGGUCUAUGAGAAAGUGGCGUAUCUUCUGACUAAUCUGGAGCAUCCGCGCACCGAGUCGGAGUGGGAAAACAGCUUCGCCCUCAAGAUGUUCCUCUUCCAGUUCGUCAAUCUCAACAGCUCCACUUUCUACAUCGCCUUCUUCUUAGGCAGGUUUGCUGGCAGGCCGGGUGACUAUAAUAAGCUGUUUAACCGCUGGAGGAUGGAGGAGUGUCAUCCCAGUGGGUGUCUGAUCGACCUGUGUCUGCAAAUGGGAGUGAUCAUGGUGCUGAAACAGAUCUGGAACAACUUCAUGGAGCUGGGCUACCCGCUGCUGCAGAACUGGUGGUCUCGGCGUAAGAUGAAGCGAGCCGGAGAGCAGAGUAACAGUAAAGAAGAGCUCCCGCAAUGGGACAGAGACUGGAACCUGCAGCCCAUGAACGCACACGGCCUGGUGGACGAGUACCUGGAGAUGGUUCUACAGUUUGGCUUCACUACGAUCUUCGUGGCGGCGUUUCCUCUGGCUCCCCUGCUGGCUCUGCUCAACAACAUCAUCGAGAUUCGAUUGGACGCCUACAAGUUCGUUACGCAGUGGAGGAGACCGAUGCCCGCCCGAGCUACCGACAUCGGUAUCUGGCAUGGUGUUCUGGAGGGAAUUGGAGUUGUGGCUGUCAUAACAAAUGCCUUCGUCAUCGCCAUCACUUCAGAUUACAUCCCUCGCUUCGUCUACGCAAUCAAAUAUGGGCCCUGUGUGGACAAGGGUUACCGACACGAGAAAUGUCUAAGAGGAUACCUGAACAACAGCCUGUCUGUGUUUGAUAUGGGUGAACUGAGAAAUGGGAGUUAUGAAAAUCAAUACUGCAGGUAUCGGGAUUACAGAGCGCCUCCGUGGAGUCCUGAACCCUAUGAGUUCACCCUGCAGUUCUGGCAUGUUUUAGCUGCCAGACUAGCCUUCAUCAUUGUCUUCGAGCACCUGGUGUUUGGCAUCAAGACCUUCAUAGCCCACAUGAUUCCAGACAUGCCCAAAGACCUGUGUGAUCGCAUGCGCAGGGAGAAAUACCUGAUGCAGGAGAUGGUGUAUGAGGCAGAACUGGAGCAUCUCCAGAAAGAGCGGAAAAAGAACGGCAAACGUUAUCACCAUGAGUGGCCUUAGUCGUGCCUGUCCAUAAACACACACACACACACAUAAAUGCCCACAGGAGAACCACAUACACGUCCCACGAAGCACAUUAAUACUUGAGAGUGGCGAACAAAACGUCUUUGCAACCUGCACAACUGCAGCACAUAUGUGAACACAAGACAUUCAUGUACAACCGGUCUGCUGCCUUGGACGGCUUUGCUUUAUUGACUCCAUGCAUGGGCUGCCCACUUCAGAUUUCCAUUGCUGUGAUAAACCAGGGAGCGGAUUCAGUAUUUGAGGUCGAGACCUGAUCUCCAGGCGCGCCUUUAGAACCAAGAGUUGGCAGCUGUACUCUGCACCAAAGAGGAUUUUCUCGGUCACAUGACGCCUGCCUAGGACCUCCAGUAAUUCAAUAUUUUUAUCCUGUCGAGGAUGUUUGUACAUUAAAACUAGUCUACAGGACAAGAACAGAACAGUCUGGCAGAAUUUGAAAAUGGAAAAAGAAAAUAGUAAAGAUGUGUACACGAAUCGUUUUUUUAGCCACCAGUAUCGUUUUCUCCAGGUUUGGACGAUCUUUUGUUGACUUUUGAGGUGGUUUGCCUGAUCAAAUUAAAUUAAGAUAAAUCUGAUGGGACAUUUUAUGGAUCGAAUUGUCUGAGUUCCCUUUGGAAAGAGUUGGAUAAGUUACAUGAUGUGAAAAUGCAACAAGUUUUAAAAAGCACGACUGUCGUCCUAAGAAAAGCUGCACGUUGAUAAAGUUAGCUACUAGUUUGAUGGAGGCUAACUGGAAUAAGACUUCCUGAACCCUGUAAGAGGCGACAACAGUGGUAACUGAGCGAGAAGAUGCUGUCUUUAGCAUGCUUGUGUUUCAAUUCAAACCCGACUGAAGCGUACUGCAAGAAACCACAAGUGGUGCCGUGACCCGAAUGGAAGUCUAUAUUGGGAAUGGUGGUAACUGAGCGAGAAGAUGCUGUGUUUAGCAUGCUUGUGUUUCAAUUCAAACCUCAACUGAAGCCUCCUGCAAGAAACCAGAAGUGGUGCCGUGACCCGAAUGGAAGUCUAUAUUGAGAAUGGUGGUAACUGAGCGAGAAGAUGCUGUCUUUAGUAUCCUUGUGUUUCAAUUCAAACCUCAACAGAAGCCUCCUGCAAGAAACCAGAAGUGGUGCCGUGACCCGAAUGGAAGUAUAUAUAUGGGAAUGGUGGUAACUGAGCGAGAAGAUGCUGUGUUUAGCAUCCUUGUUUCAAUUCAAACCUCUACUGAAGCAUCCUGCAAGAAACCAGAAGUGGUGCCGUGACCCGAAUGGAAGUCUAUAUUGGGAAUGGUGGUAGGCCAACUGAUACAGGUAAAGGAAAACACACCAACUUUACAUCGAUUAACUAGCGGCAACAAAAUGGACUGUAGUCUUGCCUUGCAUCACAAGUAUCUGGGUCCAAAAUUAAAGACUCAUUACAUUUAAAAACAGGCUACAAAAAGGAAUUCAGUACAACUGGGCCCACCUAGCCUUCCCAAAUCUCAACAAAUGUCUGUACAAGAGUCUACUCUGCAGCAAAGUCAGUUUCACUUUCCCAACCCCUCGCUCAACUCUGAAAUCAAUGGAUUAGAUUGUUCAGUGAAACUCCAGUGUGUAAGUGGAAAAUAAUGUUUAUUGCGCAUCUUUUCCAGCAUGGCUUGCAGUGGCUUUGCUCUUUCAUCAAUUUAGUUCAUCCUGCAGUUCUGAACCGAGCACUCAUACGGUUGGAUUGUUUACUAUGCAGAUGAAGGGCUUUCGGAGCUCCUGUUUUCUGCUUGUGGUCUUUGUCCGGCAGCUACACCUAUCAUCCGCUGUGAAGCACUUCUCUACCUGCUGUCAGCCAACGUUUACCUGCAAACGCAUUUACCGAUUCGCCCUCUCCCUCUUCGCUUGCCAGCAUCUCACCUUGUGAUUGUUGCUACAAAAGAGGUUUCUGGUAACGGUUACCAAAUGAAGAUCAGUUCGUUUAUGCAAAUGAACAAGUUUUUAUGUACUACGUCGCCUUGAAAAGAUAUGCAGAACUGUCUUUAAAUACAAUAAGUCCAUUUUACCAACGUACAGUAAAAAGAAAAGGCCAACUUUGGCAGAAUAAUAGUCAAAUGCAUGAUUUUCGUUUGCAUGCAGAUAAUUAGAUUUUUAUUAUUUUAUAAAAGACUGACAUUGACUAUGGUUUUCUAGUGUGUGUGUGUGUGUGUGUGUGCGCGCAGAUUGUGAGGUGUGGUUGUAUCAGCGUUUCAUUGCCUGCGUUUGUUGCUUGGCUGUGAUCUAUUCUGUGUGCCUGUUGUGGUUCAAUCGAUCCUUAUACUUGCCCGCCUGAGCAUAAGGAAGUGGCUAAUUAAGGGAUAGCAUACUAGCCCAUCUUCCUUCCAGUAUAGAGUAUGUAUACUGUGAAUAUCCUGAGCAGAGAUGUGACUAGGGAUUCUGGGUCCCAUGCACAGGAUUUUUUGGAGUUGGCUUUUGUACCAAAUAAGGUCAAGUACAGUAAAAUUUCAAACAGCAUAGCUCAGGCCUGGAUUGGCUAAUCGGGAGGACCGGGAGAAUUCCCGGUGAGCCA
This is a messenger RNA of Danio rerio (zebrafish), 5983 nucleotides long. The record is from RefSeq and is a predicted model, not a curated record. NCBI's taxonomy places the organism in Eukaryota, Metazoa, Chordata, Actinopteri, Cypriniformes, Danionidae.